AUGAAUGAAUAAAAAUUAAGAGAGAUGAUGAAAAUCUAUACUCUUUCAAAAUAAGUAAACAAAAAGGCUGAAUAGAAUUUUAUCAAAUUUUCUACUUAAUAUUAUAAAUUGCAUAAGAAUGACAUGACUCCAGAUUUAUUGGACGAGGUCAAUUCUCUAAGAACAUAGAUCAAGUCUGAUAGAGUUGCAUUUUCUAAUUAGAAUUCUCCUCUAGUAAGUCCUCGUCUUACUACCGAUCCUCUAUUUAAUUGUAAAAAAGGAUUUAAAUUUAUUAUAGUCAAAGAGGAGAAGCCAAAACUAAAUUCCAUAUAUUCAGACGACAAACAUUAACAAAUAUUCAAACUCUAUAUGGAAGAAAUCAGUGAUCUCAAAUCAUGUAACUCCUGUUGA
Paramecium tetraurelia is the source of this 390-nucleotide messenger RNA. RefSeq lists its product as uncharacterized. The record is from RefSeq and is a predicted model, not a curated record. Lineage: Eukaryota; Ciliophora; Oligohymenophorea; Peniculida; Parameciidae. The transcript has a single exon.